GCAUGCCACAAGCGCAUGCGCUGCGUGUCUUCAGCAUUUCCGUGUUGCUCGAGCGGCGGUGUCAGUCGGUGUCCUCGGACGAAAACCAAAGAAGAAAAGACGAUGAAGAACAAAGUCAGCAGUGGAGCACACGUGAGCGUGAAGAGACGAUUCUGGUCAUGGCAACAUUAUCUGGACCAGCAAAAUGCCCAAGCUGCUCCGCCAGCGCUGUUUACCCCAUCCCAGGGUUUUCCCAGUAGAAGAGCUGCUUUUAAAGUGGGGAUGAAGCUGGAGGGCAUAGACCCAUUACAUCCCUCCAUGUUUUGUGUGUUGACAGUUGCUGAGGUAAUUGGCUGUCGCCUGCGUCUCCACAUCGACGGGUUUUCAGAGUGCUAUGACUUCUGGGUAAAUGCUGACUCAGCUGAUAUCCGACCACCAGGAUGGUGUAAAGAGAACAACCAGAAACUGCACCCACCCAAAGGUCACAGUGAGACAGACUUUGAUUGGCAGGUGUAUUUGCAGUCGUCAGGUUCACAGGCUGCGCCUCCAACGCUGUUCGAGACUACAGGUAGCGCACCCUGUGGGUUCAAGGUAGGGAUGAAGUUGGAGGCUGUGGACAAGAAAAACCCUGGACUCGUCUGUGUUGCAUCCGUCGCCAAUGUCGUCGAGGACCGAAUCCUGGUUCAUUUUGACAACUGGGACGACACAUAUGACUACUGGUGUGACAGUAGCAGUCCUUACAUCCAUCCUGUGGGCUGGUGUGAAGAGCAGGGACGACCUUUGACCUCUCCACAGGGUCAUCCUAAUCCAGAGAAUUUCCUGUGGGAGGAGUAUCUGGAGGAAACUGGUUCCAUGUCUGCUCCCAGUUCAGCCUUCACGCUGAGAGCUCCUCAUGGUUUCCAGGUGAACCACAGACUGGAGGCGGUCGACAGGAGGAACCCAAUGUUGGUCAGAGUCGCCACAGUAACAGACAUAGAAGACUACAGGGUCAAGGUUCAUUAUGACGGCUGGUCGGACCAGUUCGACGUGUGGUGUGACAGUGACCUCAGUGACCUUCAUCCUGUGGGCUGGUGUCAGAGGACUGGACAUCCACUGGAAUGUCCGCCAGGUGAGACAGACAGGUGGUGGAUUCAUCUCUCAGUUGAUAUACCUGAACCUGACCGUGUGUUUGUUUGUUCUACAGACUCCUCCCACCUCCCCUCCCCCUCUCAGGGCAUUUGUCCGACCCCUGGCUGCCGAGGAGUCGGACACAUUAGAGGAGCCAAGUAUACUGGACACCACAGUGCCUUUGGUUGUCCAUAUUCAGACAUUAACAUGAGGAAGGAGGUGGUGCUUCCUGAUCGACUGGGAGGAGAGAGGGUCGUUACUCUGGUACCCAUCACCACCACACCUCUGCAUCACCAUGGCAACCAGUCAGACAGGGUCUCUGUCCAGGUGAAGACUGAACCCAACCCCCUGCUUCUGUCUCUGGGAAAGAGGCGGAGACUCGCCGACAGACUGUCUCAUCCAACCAAACUCCUCCGAGUCAAACAGGAAGAGGAGGAUCUUCAUGUCACAGCCAUUGGUCCAGGUACCGAGUCCAGUCUCCAAGCUGCCCUCCACCAGUCCGUCUUCCUGUCCGCCAUGUCAGCGCAGCCUGGACGCGACCUGUCACUCUGCUGGGAACAACAUCGCAAACUUCUGCCAGGCGUCAUCGGAGUCCACGCCGAUGCUGUCCAACACUGGAGCGUCCAGCAGGUGUCAGAUUUCAUCGAGUCUCUUCCUGGUUGUGAGGAGCAGGCGAAGCAGUUCAGAGACGAGCAAAUCGAUGGGCGGGCUUUCCUUCUGCUCACCCAGAGGGACAUCGUUAGGAUCAUGUCAAUCAAACUCGGGCCUGCUCUCAAAAUCUACAACUCCAUCCUGAUGUUCAAGCACGCUGAUGACAAGAGCCAGCCACAGGCCAAGGACGGGGGCCAAUCACAGGCUCACAACAAGAGCCAAUCAAAGGUCGAAGAUGGGAGCCAAUCACAGGCUGAGGACAAGAGCCAAUCACAAAGAGAGGAGACUGACACCUGACAUCUGACAUGUUACGUGGCCAGUGUCCUGUUGUCCUUUUUGUUUCAUGUGAAGACAAACCUCUGUUCAAACACAGUGACCACACCCCUAUUCAUUCAUCGGUCCACUGUGUCAGAGUCAAAGGACAAUAAUGGACCAUAAUGUUCUUAAUUAUGUCUUGAUAAAGUACGAUGUGUAAGACCAGAGUUACUGUCACCAUAACUAAAAAGACCAAACAGAUAAAACUAACUCAGAGGCCUUUAGUGUCCCCGGAGGAGGGCAACUACAUGUCAAUAAAUGUCCACAGUGAAGGAACAGCAGUCUAUUCUGACUGUUUACAUCCAUUUUCAGAACUGCUUUCAUCCUCAUGAGCGUCGCGGGGGUGGAGCCUAUCCCGUCCACCAGUGGGUGAAGGUGGGGUUCACCCUGGACGUGUCACAAAGAAAUAACAUUAUUAGAUGUAUUAUUUUGAUGUAGAGUCACUUAAAAGUGUAAAUAAAUCAAAUUCAGGGUUAGGGUUAGGUCGCCGUUAACUCAGGUCCAGCUCUCCCAAAUGGAGCCCAGUGUUCAGACUAGAUUAAAACCAUGUCAUGUGAUUUAAGGUUCUUUUAUUCUCUACAUUAGAUACUCGUAUGCAUAUGAACGGCACCGUCUGUCUGUCCUCUCCCUUCAUUUAAUUUGUAUUUCUGUCCGCCUCCUGAAUCUUACGGAUUCGUACCAGAGGAUAUGUUGCAGUACCACUGGGAACCAUGGGGGGCAGUGUUGAGAUUUGAUGCCAAUAAUUUACAGAAAUGGAACUUUUCAAAGAACAACUGAGUGAGUUGGUGAAAAACUACUGACAGAUUUAUGACAACAUUCUCAAUAUCCAAUUUAGUAAAACCUCCUCUGUUAUUACCAUGUUUGUUAUCAUUGACGACGACUUCUUUCAAAAAACUCUACCCUUCUUCUUGGUAUUUGUCCAUUAUGUUAAUUCAGAGUUGUCAACACUCAUUCCAACCUCAUUCUAACCCUAACAUGAUUGAAACACACACAUCUGCUUUCAUAUAUGGGAAUAAAUGAACCUAAUGGAAACUGUCCAGUAUCAGGUUAGGGUCUGGCCCAGGGUCCAGGUCUGGUUCAGUGUCUCGGUUCAGGUUUUGUUAAGGGUCUUUUUCUGCGUCAGGGUCCAGGUCUGGGUCUCAGUUCGGGUUUGGGUCAGAGUCUGGGUCUGGGCUUGGGUCCAGGUCUGGGUCAGGGUCCAGGUCUGGGCCUCGGCCUCGGCCUGGGUUUGGAUCUGGUUCUGGUUCCAGGUCAGGGUCUGGGUCCAAGUCUGGGUUUGGGUUAAGGUUGUCACACCUUUAGAUUUGUCAUAUCCAAAUCUGGGUCAUUUGACAGUAAAGUAGUUGACUGUGGUGUGUACGCAGUUCGGUAGAGUAUCUUUUUAUUUAAUUUAAUUUAAUUUAAUUGUAUUUUAUGCUCUGUUCAAUUGUGUUGACCUGAAAAUGUGACGACAAUUAUGUGAAACUACAAGGAAGAGAUUAUGGUAUAAAAUGAAUACUUUAAUAGUCUGUAAUAAUAGAGUAUUUAUGUUUGAGGCAUUCUCAGUGAUGACAGGACAGAUUACUGCAAAGUCAAAUUAAUUUCUUCCAAUGGAAAGAAGAGACUUUCAUAGACAGGGUUUUGGUUUUUGGUGACUAGUGUGUUGAAACUAGUUAUUAUAACUAGGUUAGUUGUGUCCACUGUUGACAUUCCGUCCCUGAUUUGUGGAUCGGACUCUAAAGUGCAUUUAUUCGACCUGAGUUCAAGAGACAUGAUGGGAUGUGAUCGUUGUUUUUAUAGGUUUGAUGUGUUCGACACAACGAUGAAUCCGUCCUUCAAACCUUUGAGUGAACUUGGUGAAAUAUGUUAGAAUAUGAAUAGACUCUGCCCUCACCAUCAGGUCCCUCCCAUAUUUGCUCCUCUCAGGAUUUCACAUGGUGUUGACAUCAUGCAGGAGUACGACACCUCCUUCUCUGUGGUUUAUGAUGUCCCAGAUGAGUAUAUAUUUAUAAUUUGUCUGUAUAGUAUUAAUAAGAGUAUCUAUUGUUCUCUACUGUUUAUAUUUCUAUUUUCUAUAAGAUAUAAAUCUAUAUAUUUGUACUGUGUUUCAUAGCCUCAGUUCAUUUACUGGGAUUCAAACCAACAACCGUUCAGGACACUGGCUGAGGGCUGGUCCUUUGAACCCACCCCAGCGUCACUCUGCUGCACAUGCUCAGUUUAUACAAUCAGUUUUUACAACACUCAGUUCCCUCAGGUUGCCAAGGUAAUGGGUUAUUUACUGUUAUUUAUUCUGUUCUUUGUUUUUCUGUCAGUGUUUGAUGAAAUCAAUAAAGUUUCCUCUGGUCUGUCGUCGA
Molecule: messenger RNA, 4385 nt
Organism: Sphaeramia orbicularis (orbiculate cardinalfish)
Lineage: Eukaryota; Metazoa; Chordata; Actinopteri; Kurtiformes; Apogonidae
Gene: l3mbtl4
Product: L3MBTL histone methyl-lysine binding protein 4
Exons: 17
Coding region: 16-2034 (672 amino acids)
Biological process (GO): negative regulation of DNA-templated transcription
Cellular component (GO): nucleus
Molecular function (GO): chromatin binding; histone binding; zinc ion binding
Source: RefSeq, a predicted model, not a curated record